Monascus purpureus is the source of this 774-nucleotide messenger RNA. NCBI's taxonomy places the organism in Eukaryota, Fungi, Ascomycota, Eurotiomycetes, Eurotiales, Aspergillaceae. The record is from the annotation of a GenBank genome assembly.
AUGUCCAAGUCCGUCCCAUUGCAAAGAGCAGUAGAAUCCGAUCCCAGGGAGUAUCCAGGUAGGCAAGAGGGAGAUCAAGACCGAUUCACUUGCCGGUUUAAUUUCUUUAGCGACUUCAGCGGCGACUUCGGAGCCAGCAAGUUGAGGGUGCCCAGUUUAUCGUCCGGUCCGUAUAAGCCCCAUGUUGAGAAGGGGGUGGCACGGAUGGUCGCGAGACAAUAUAAUAUCCAGGAGCUGGGCUCGGCCCUGGUUGCUGGCCAUUUGAUCGAGUUCAGUUCGUAUGGAGUGACUGGAGUUCAAGGUCUACCUCCACCACCGACGGCAAAGGUAGGAAUUACAGCAGCCGGUGGGUUUGCUGCAGAAUAUCAUAUCUACAUCUGCGGGCUGGACAUCGAAGAGAAAGUCGAAUGGAUCAAAGCACAAACCAUCGCUGCAUUGGGACCGGAGAGUUACAAGAAGCUCUCCUUGCUACAGGUUACCAUCAUCGGUGUCCCCAAGGACGAUCCAAAGUACCAAGAUAGCUCUACCGUCGAUGUCAGGUUAAAGGAAUUGCUGGGUAACGACUAUGUUGGUAAGCCGAUUGACCAGUUCGAGAUCCCGGGUCUGAAGGCAGUGCAUUUCCUACUCCAAGACCAUCUCGACCGCGGCUAUAAUGCAGGUGCUGGUUUGGAUUGUCUGAGGAAGAGCUUGGUUGAAUAUAUCCGAACCAAAUAUAUAGAUGUUCCUGUCAAGUUCCUGGAGCGGGAAGACCAUGAUUGUUUUGCUAGAGGAUAG